GUGAUAGUGUAAACAUAAACAAAACACAAAACUAAUAAAAAUAAUAAUAAUUUACAGGAAAAAGAUACGGCAUUUAAAUGUGGCUUAAAUUCGUUUUAGGAUUACUCCUGGCCUAUUUGUACUUUUUUGUGUUCAAUGAUAAGCAAGAAGCACCUGCAAGAAAAGAAAAAACAUGUAGUGCCGGUAGUGCUGGUGGUGGUGGAGCCAGACGCAUUGACAGCAAAUGGUUGAUUCCACCAAAUGUCGAGGUGCCACAACCGCCAUCCAUGUCAACAUUGCAUGUCUAUUCGGAUGCGGCGGUGUGUUCCGACAAAGCCGUCUGCAGUAAUAUUGGCAAAACUUUACUCCAGCAGGGUGGAAAUGCCAUUGAUGCUGUGAUUGGAACGCUACUUUGUAAUGGCCUGGUGACCAUGCAAAGUAUGGGUUUGGGUGGAGGAGUUAUAAUGACUUAUUAUGAAAGAGAAUCACAAAAAUCCUUUAGCAUAAUGGGUAGAGAACGAGCUCCGGGAAAACUCAAAGAAGAACUAUUAAAAACAUUUGAGAAUUCGGAAAAUUUGGCCCAAUCUCCAUUGGCCAUUGCCGUACCUGGAGAGGUGGCUGCCUACUAUGAAGCCCACAAAAGAUUUGGAUCCCUGCCAUGGCAAUAUAUAAUGCAACCCACAACGGAGUUAUGUAUAGAAGGUUAUACAUUGACACGACAUCAGCGCGAUGCCUUGUUCCUUAAUGAGCAACGAGUUCGCAAAGAUCCUCUGCUGCGUCAAAUGUUUGUAAAUCCAUCAAAUCAACAAUUUUAUCGCGAAGGAAGUCACAUUGAUAUACCUCAGGAAUUAUGUACCACUUAUAACAUGCUAAUGCAGGAUGGGCCUUCAACAUUUUACAAUGGUACCUUGGCCUCGUUAAUUGUGGAAGAUUUGAAUGAAAUGGGUUGCCCCAUAACCACGGAAGAUCUAAAUGGUUAUCAAGUGGAUGUAGUUGAUUCGUUAAGAAUUGAUAUCGAUGAUUUCGUUCUACAUGUGCCUUCACCUCCAGCCAGUGGUCAUAUUGUGGCCUUUGUAAUGCAAAUUUUGAAACCAUUUAAAAAGUCCUUUGUAAAAUUAUUGGAUUUCCGUGAUGUCGAUAUUCAUCGCAUUGUUGAGGCGUUGAAAUAUGGGUUCGUCAAACGUUGGGAAUAUGACACGGAAGUUGAUAAAGAGGUUUUGAGUGACCUUCUAUCACUGGACUAUGCCAAAAACAUAUCACUUUUCAUAAACGAUAUAAAGACUUUUGAUGACCCCUCGCAUUAUGGAGCAAGUGUGGAUCUUAAGUAUACACCAGAUUAUGGUACGGCUCAAAUUUCCGUUCUGGCCCCCAAUGGGGAUGCAGUAUCCGCAACGAGCUCCAUUAAUUAUUAUUUUGGCAGCGGUCGCAUGGGGUCUCGUACGGGUAUACUCUUCAACAAUGCCAUGUCAGAUUUCACCGUUAAUGGCCUGAGAAACUACUUUAAUUUACCAAAUGUGCCGAAACGCAAUAGAAUCAAACCUCACCUACAACCUAUGUCUUCCAUUGCACCGCUCAUUGUGACACACAAAGAAAGCGGAGAUGUUCGUUUAGUGACCGGUGCUGCCGGAGGGUCUCGUAUUAUUUCGACAUUAGUACAAAUAUUGAUACGCAUUCUAUGGAUGGAUAAAAAUAUUAAACAGGCAAUUGAUUUUGCUCGAUUCCAUCAUCAGCUGUUACCGAAUACCUUGGAAUAUGAAUUCGGCAUUUUACAGCAGGUGGUUGAAGAUUUAGAGGCACGAGGCCAUGCAACAGAGAGGGUGCGUCAUAAGAACACCGCUGUUUGUGGUGUGGAAAAGGUAAAGGGUGCUGUCUUGGCCAAUGUGGACUAUCGUAAGGAAGGCGGAGUGGAUGGUUUUUAGAGAUUAUUUUUCCUAAUAUGUUUCGUUGCGGCCGCUUAUAAUUCUUUGAAUUUUGCCCUUAACAUCAUUGAUAAGUGGAAAACUUCCCCGGUUAUUAUAAUCAUGAAUCCCGAAGCCACAUUGAUUACCAAUGACCCAU
Molecule: messenger RNA, 2037 nt
Organism: Musca domestica (house fly)
Lineage: Eukaryota; Metazoa; Arthropoda; Insecta; Diptera; Muscidae
Product: scoloptoxin SSD14-like
Exons: 5
Coding region: 78-1898 (606 amino acids)
Biological process (GO): sodium ion transmembrane transport; glutathione catabolic process
Cellular component (GO): plasma membrane
Molecular function (GO): ligand-gated sodium channel activity; glutathione gamma-glutamate hydrolase
Source: RefSeq, a predicted model, not a curated record